Molecule: messenger RNA, 1765 nt
Organism: Moneuplotes crassus
Lineage: Eukaryota; Ciliophora; Spirotrichea; Euplotida; Euplotidae
Source: the annotation of a GenBank genome assembly
AUGUCUGACAUCGAGAAUUUACCCAAAGUUAUUAUGCUCGCAAGGGAAAAUGCAAUUUUGGGAAAUUAUGUAGAGAGUAUUAAGCAUUAUGAGGAUGGAGUCAGCACUAUAAAUUCUUUUAUGAAUACUUAUGCACCUAGAGCUACGAAGGAGCAGUGGAAAGUUGUGGAAAGUUCCAUACAGAAUGAGCUAGUGCACGUGAAAGAAAUUGUUUCUAUAAAUGAUGAGUUUAUUACUAGCUUUGGUGCUGGUCCAAAAUCUAGUCAUGGUGGAGGAGGAAAAUCUGUGAAUAAUAAUUUUCCAAAUGUUGAAAUUGUCACUCCAGAGAAUAAAUAUAUGAUGAAACCUCCUGCUCCUGCCCCACCUCCAAUGAGUCAUAAGCCGCCUACUUACAACCAAUUUAGAGGAGGUGAUCCCUAUUCAAAUCCUAAAGGUAGCCCUGGCCAGUACUUUGGUAAAGAUAUUAAUGGGAGCAAUGAAAAUGGGAAUAACUUUUAUGUACAAAAUAGAAAUCCAGCUCAUUUUCAGGAAGAAAAAGACCCCGAUGUUUGGGAUCCUCCUUCACCUUCAAGACAAAAUGCAAUGAACAGGAGGCAGGGUUCAAAAUGGAACAGUAAGAAUCGAAAACCAGCUGUGAAGAGAGUUGCUAGUCAAAAGAGGCCUCCACCUAUGCCUUCAGGUGCAAGGCCUCCGAAAGAAGAGAGUAAGAGGAAGAAGAAUACAACUAAGCCAUGGGAUGCAGAAGGACCUAAGAAGAGAGGCGGAGGAAAACAAAAGAAAGCAGAAUCAUUCCUAUAUCAUUGCUACCCUGAUGGAGUUGGUCCUGACACUGAUCUUAUCAGUAUGCUUGAGAAAGAUGUCCUCGAUAAAAAUCCUCAGGUUAGUUUUGAUGAUAUAGCUGAUUUGGAUGACGCUAAAAAUACUUUACAAGAAGCUGUUCUCCUCCCUAUUUUGAUGCCACAUUAUUUCAAAGGUAUCAGAAGACCAUGGAGAGGAGUGCUCUUGUUCGGUCCACCAGGUACGGGUAAGACAAUGCUGGCUAAAGCUGUGGCUACUCAAGGGAAAACAACUUUCUUCAACGUGUCAGCCUCAAGUCUUGCUUCUAAAUGGAGAGGGGAGUCUGAGAAAUUAGUCAGGAUUUUAUUCGAAAUGGCUAGAUUCUAUGCCCCAAGUGUAAUAUUUAUUGAUGAAAUGGACUCUAUCGCAUCAAAAAGAUCUUCAAAUGAGCAUGAAGCAAACAGAAAAGUAAAAUCUGAGCUUCUAAUCCAGAUGGAUGGCGCUAAUGUUGCAAGUAGUGCUGGAGGAGACGAGAAGCUUGAUGAAAGCGAGAGAGGUAAAUCAGUCCUUGUCCUCGCAGCUACCAAUCGGCCUUGGGAUCUAGAUGAAGCUAUUAGAAGAAGAUUAGAGAAAAGAAUUUACAUUCCACUUCCUACAGAGGAAGGAUUGAGACAGUUGUUCAAGAUUAAUUUGAAAGGAAUCAGAGGGGGUGAGGAUAUUUCAAUCUCAGAGUUGUUAAAAUAAGUGUAAAGGAUUUUCAGGAGCAGACAUAGCUAUUCUAUGCCGUGAGGCAGCAAUGAUGCCAAUGAGGAGGAAGCUAGCCUCUGGAAAAGUUAACUUUUAUGAAUUAGCAAAGAUGGAGAAGGAGUUAGACGUACCUAUAGAACUUCAGGACUUUAAGGAAGCACUCAAGAAUAUUUCAAAAUCAGUGAGCAAGGAUAAUCUACUAGACUAUGCAAAGUGGAUGGACGAAUUUGGAUGAAAAUAA